ACAAUCAGGGCAGAUGGAAAACAGGCGGGGCAGAACAGACACACAAACUGGGGGAAAUGUCAAACACUAACAUAACUACAAUGAUUCCUUGUGUGCUCAGUUCACAUUGAAGAAAAAACAAGAAAUUCUGGAUCUGACAAGCAUAUAGCCUAAUUAAAGUGUCAAUUCACAGAGGAUUCAAGUUUUCACUUGUGAAAGGAGGAACUUGGAAGAGUCUCAGUGAUCAUGUUGGAGGAUAUUUUUCAUUCACCCACUUCAGUUUUACUGCUUGGUGUUGUUGUCGGUCUGCUGGUCCUCCGCUUCUUUAAUUUCAGCUUCAGCGCUCAAGAAAGGCAUGAACCUCCAGGACCCAGACCUUUCCCUUUGCUUGGGAACCUGCUUCAGGUGGACCUGAAGAGGCUUGACCAAAGCCUUUUUGCUCUAUCCAAAAAAUAUGGACCAGUUUUCCAAAUCUUCUUUGGACUGAAGAAGGUGGUGGUCCUGGCAGGUUACCAGACCGUCAAACAGGCUCUGGUGAACCAUGCUGAGGAGUUUGGAAACAGAGAAAUUACUCCAGUUUUCUAUGAUUUCAACCAAGAACAUGGCAUACUAUUUGCCAACGGAGACUCGUGGAGAGAAAUGAGGCGUUUUGCUGUGACAACACUUAGAGACUUUGGAAUGGGCAAGAGGAUGAGUGAAGAGAAAAUUAUUGAGGAAUGUCGCUGCCUGAUCGAGGAAUUUGAGAAAUUUGAAGGUAAACCCUUCGACAACACCAAGGCGAUUAAUUAUGCUGCAUCAAAUAUUAUAUCAGCUCUGAUGUUUGGGAAGAGAUUUGAAUACCAAGAUCCUGUAUUCCAAGCUAUGGUGGAAAGAGAUAAUGAGACUAUUCACCUGACUGGAUCAGCUUCCAUCCAGAUAUACAACUUAUUUCCUUGCCUGGGCCCUUUCCUUCAAGUCAGGAGCAAUUUGAUGAAAAAUGUGGAAGAUGGCAAGAGGGAUCUACGGAAGAUAAUCGCAGAUCUGAAGGAGACACUGGAGCCUGAGAUAUGCAGAGGCUUUGUAGAUGCAUUUCUCAUCCGUAAGCAAAGUCUGGAGGAGGGUGAAAUCACCAGUUCAUACUACCAUGAUGGCAAUCUGCUCUACAGUGUAAUGAAUUUGUUUGCAGCUGGAACCGACACCACCGCGACCACACUGAAGUGGUGUUUGCUCUUCAUGGCCAGACACACAGAGGUUCAAGACCGGGUUGUGGAGGAGUUGAACAGGGUGGUUGGAAGUCGUCAGGUUCGAAUAGAGGACAGAAAGAACCUGCCAUACACUGAUGCCGUUAUCCAUGAGUCACAAAGACUCGCCAACAUUGUCCCAAUGGCCAUUCCUCACACAACAAGCAAAGAUGUGACCUUUCAGGGAUACUUCAUCAAAGAGGGAACUGCUAUCAUCCCACUUCUUACAUCAGUCCUGUAUGAUGAGAGUGAAUGGGAGAACCCUGAUACUUUCAACCCUUCUCAUUUCCUUGAUGAGGAGGGUAAAUUUAUCAGGAGAGACGCCUUCAUGCCCUUUUCUGCAGGUCGCAGGGUUUGCCUCGGAGAAGGUCUGGCCAGAAUGGAGCUCUUUCUUUUCUUCACUUCUCUCCUUCAGCACUUCCGUUUCACCCCCCCACCUGGAGUUUCAGAAGAUGAACUGGAUCUGUCACCUGUUGUGGGCUUCACCCUCUCUCCUCUGCCUCAGAAUCUGUGCGCUGUCAGUUGCCAGUAAAGAAGACAACAAGAACGGGAUGUAAAUAACAACAUUGCAUGCAUGAUGUAACGCAUGAAUACUGCUCUAUUUUCUAGGAAUCUUGUUUAAGUCACACAUGCCUUAAACAUGUAAUUAUACAUAGCUAGAAACAGGUAGCAGCCUUUCUAGUGCAUGGUGUCCCUGCUUCACCUCUUUCUUGCAUGACAGGUGUGAGGUAAGGACAGUAGGAGAUGAGGCAAAGGAGAAAAUCUAAGAUGUUAAAAGUGGAAUUAGGGAAUAGCGUGCUCUGGAGCAGAUGCUUGAAUACACCAGCUGUGACAAUAUCAUGCUACAUUACAUCUUUGAAGAUGGAGAGCUGCAAUUGAUAUGAUGCCGUCAUACCUUCAGUUUUGCUUUUGGUGGUCAUAGUUGUAGUUUGAAUAUAUAUGUGCAGUUUUGUUAUGGAAAAAGUGCAAUGCAUGUCCGUGAGACUGA
Cololabis saira (Pacific saury) is the source of this 2187-nucleotide messenger RNA. Its product is annotated as cytochrome P450 2K1-like. Bases 226 to 1731 code for a protein of 501 amino acids. Lineage: Eukaryota; Metazoa; Chordata; Actinopteri; Beloniformes; Belonidae. Gene Ontology annotation, biological process: xenobiotic metabolic process. The record is from RefSeq and is a predicted model, not a curated record. Gene Ontology annotation, cellular component: cytoplasm; intracellular membrane-bounded organelle. Gene Ontology annotation, molecular function: iron ion binding; heme binding; oxidoreductase activity, acting on paired donors, with incorporation or reduction of molecular oxygen, reduced flavin or flavoprotein as one donor, and incorporation of one atom of oxygen. The transcript has 9 exons.